Messenger RNA from Acanthoscelides obtectus, 2804 nucleotides. The record is from the annotation of a GenBank genome assembly. NCBI's taxonomy places the organism in Eukaryota, Metazoa, Arthropoda, Insecta, Coleoptera, Chrysomelidae.
GAUGUUGUUGCGUGUUGUUUGUCAGAUAGGUUCGUUUAACUUCGGCCUCUCAUCCUAACCGUGUCGAAAAAAGCGGAUUAACAAAGUGUCUUUAAUCUCUUCAUAGUAGUCGCGGUGCCCUGACAUUUAGGCGUGGCUGAUUCGGUGUAAAAAAAUCAUGAUUAUCAGUAUCAAAACAACCACCUAACUGGCACACUCCGUCCAUUCUGCUCUUCUCCUAUUCUUUCCCCAUUUCUUCCUGACUUGGCUGACCUCUGGGGGUGUAUUAUUUGACGCAUCAUUAUAGUUCUAUUAGAGAAGCUAUCAUUUGACCUACAAGCAAUACCAAAUUAGCUGUAAGUAUAAUUUAAUAUGCGCUAUACGCACAAUUGAUAUGCGAUCAGUGAUACACACCAUACACAAAGUACAACCUUAACCUGUGUGCGGCAGUGCAGUUCCAUUGAGGAGCAAUUCGUACACCACUACCAUCCAACUUUUGGUGUGGGCGAUUUGGCCAAAACGCCAAAAGCAUGAAAAGCAGUCUCACAUCGGCUAUCUCUGGAGAGAUUUGUUUACAGUCCGUUUCAUUCGCUCGCUGACAUGUGCUCGCCGCUGUUGUCGAUCGCCGCUGUUUCUGCUGGUACUGCUUCUGGUACUGAAUGACUGUAUAACGGUGUCGUUGCUCAAAGAUGAGCCUAAUGGUUUAUGAACUAUAGUGUGUUCGUAUUCUAUAUGUACUCUAUGUGUAUAUUUUUGUUUAUUUAACAGGUGUGACAAAACUAUUUUAAGAUGGCGAUGAAGGAGUGGUUCAAACAGAUGCGACCUAUACAGCUGUAUAUUAUCCUCGGGCUCAGCACGGCAUUCUUCUUGACUGAACUGAUAGUUGGACAACUGACACAUGCUCUGGUCUUGCAAAUGGACUCAUACCAGAUGCUGUGCAAUAUACUGGCACUCAGCGGAUGCCUAAUCACUAUGAAGAAUGGAUGCACUGAGCCCCAAGACGGCUGCCCUCCACCCAGCGAGAGCGAUAUGAAGAAGUCGCAGAGGCAAAGCGUCCAUAGCACAGUCAGCAAGGACUUGACCACCCCAACUGCCACUACGCCCACGUCAACGACGAAGCCCUGCGCCACCACGUGUCAAGACAAGAAGAAGAAGCCCAAAAUCUCGGUGGCACGUGCCAACCGAGAGAAGAAACUGAAGAACACUUUCGGCUGGGCUCGCAUUGACAUCAUGAUGAUGCUCAUCUGCUGUGUCUUCCUUAGCUCAUUUGCCUUCUCCAUCGUCGUGGAGGCGCUGCAGACGCUAGUGCAUAUUGAUCACCAAGAUGCCAUCCACCAUCCGUUCUCUGUCAUGUGCAUAGGUGUGGCCGGCCUGCUCCUAAACCUAAUCUGCUACGUCCUGAUUGGAGGAUACACGUUUCACCAUGCAAGUUACUUGAGGGUAACUGCUGCUGGCGAUGUGGUACUGGACAGAGUGGUGGUAGCAGCCCAUGGAGGAGGAAGGAGGUUAUCCAGGACCAGACGCACGCAUCCUACAGUACAGGCUGACAGGAAGCUCAGGCAGGGUGUUUGUGAGACAAUCAGGGACAUUACUGGUUGCAUUUUGGUGAUAGUCUGUUCCGUACUAGUCAUAUUCGCUGAUAAAGACAUCACAAAGUUUAUAGAUCCGGUGCUAUCACUGAUUUCUGUCUGUACAAUAAUGACGUUGAGUUAUCCAUACAUGAAGGAAAGCUGCUUGAUUCUGCUACAAACAAUGCCAGAUACCAUCGAUAUCGACACUUUGAAAGCUGACCUUUUGACGCACUUUCCGGAUAUUGUUAACAUACACGACGUGCACGUAUGGCAGUUAACUGCCAAUAAAGUCAUUUCGACUGUCCAUAUUAUAUUUCAAAACCCCAAGGUUUACAAUAAAAUUAUGGAAGAGGUGAAGAGUUUCUUUAUUGAGAAAGGCAUUACACAAGUAACUAUCCAACCAGAAUUCUACAAAACUCAUCCGAGUACCGAAAGUCUUAACAAACUGAUUCCAGACUGCCUUAUGGCAUGCCAAGGAGAACUUUGCAAAGAAAAUCAUUGCUGUCCGGAUAUUGUGGAGAAAGAAAGGGAGAAGAAGCCGUUCAAAUCGUCCAAAGAAAUCCUUCCCGAAAGCUGGACUCCUGACCUGCGAGCAAUCAGGAUCAUGAACGACGAGACCACCAAAGCCUACACCAUCAGCUCCAGUUUGAACAAUUCUCUAGCAUAUGAAGUUGCCAGGCAUAAUAAAAUAAACAAAUCGUUCGACGAAAUCCCUAAAGAAAGAGACAUCAUCAACAAUAAGAUCAUUCCGGACAGCGAAGCUAGAAUAGAUGCCAAAAUCAACCGAAUUUUGAGUAGAUCACAACGACCGCUCAGUCAGAACACAGACCAGAAGGAAGAAGAAAUGACUUUGAAUGUAGAAAGGCUCAGUAAAAGUGUUAGUACCCUCGAUGAAUGCAAGCUUGACCACGAUAAUCAUGUUCACAAGCCGUUAAGAGUUUGCGAACAUAUGGAACAGAAAACCCACUCCAAAGAGAAUGCCAAGAUCAGUGACCAUGAACACAGUGUAUCAGAAGAAAGUGUAGGUGAGACUAAAUGAAAUGACACAUAUACAGUUACUGACAAACGUUUUUGAUACAUCGUGUGUUCGUCUCUAUCAAUAAGGCUGUGUUAAUUUAUUUUUAGUUAUACAGAAAAACCACUCACGUAUAGGAAAGUGAAUUUUCCAUUUACAUAGUUAUUAAGCAAUCUGAUCAAUAGAAUACAAAAUAUAAUGUGAGUUGCAAUAAUAAAGUAAUUACGAAGGAAUCAAGA